GCAGUGUUUCAAAAAGGCGAGGUGCAGACUGAGGAGGGCAGAGAGACUCAGCCAGACAGCUUCUGCUGGCUUCAAGUGGCUGUCUGGGGGCUUUCUUAAAAGGAAACCUCUCCGCAUUUGUGUCAGUUGAGAAAUUUAAGGCAGUCGGCUGGUUUCGUUUCGUGAAUAGCGCCAGUGUCGGGCAGGGUCUGUCUGUGGUGGCAGAUGAUGUGCAGGCACUCCGUAAUGAUCCAUUGCAAUGCAGAUUGAGAAAGUGAGCCUGGUGGGCUAGGCUAAGUUAGCUCUGGAAGAAGAAGAAGGUAGUCGUCGACAGGCUGGUGUAAAUUAGCUGUACAGUCCAGCCUCGGGUGUACAAGACGUUUGCGCAUUUUAUGUAAGUUAGCUAGCGUUAGCUGAGCAGCUGCUGAGCUGCCAUCUGUGUGGCCUCCUCUCUCUCUCUUUCUCUCUCUCUCUCUCUCUCUGUGACUGGUCCGGACAUUGACUGGGAAGUAACGUCGGGAGGAGGCGAGAGUAACGUUAACGUUAGCUUCCUCGCCAACAGCAGCCACGUAACCUAUCUCGUAUCUGUUAAACCGGUGGGAUUUGACAUAUUUCAAGGAAGAGCAGCACUGUCAUUUUCUAUUAUUUGUCUUUGACUGUGUGGAUGGAGUGCCGGCGGCGGGACUCUCAUGGGAGCUGGAGAAGAACAUAACCGACACGAACCUUCUCCGACUUUAACCUCGAAAAGUGAGAACCUGCAGCGGCUCCGAGAUUGAUUAAAGUCUCGCUAUGGAGUUCAGUAAAUUGGCUGCGCUAUGGAUUGUGUGCUUAUGUGUCUUGGGAGAGUGUCAUACGGACAAGCCCAAUCAAGUCAGCACGGAAAGCCUACAAGUCGACAAUGAGCUGUGCCGCAUUGAUGAGCCCCUGUGCCAAGAUGAAAAUGCCAUCCUCAGUUUCGAGGCAAUCCGCAGCAUUCACAAGCAAAUGGAUGAUGACGCCAACGGAAACGUGGAUGUUGUAGAGACAGAUGGGUUCCUUAGAGAGGACCUCAACUACCAUGACCCCAAAGCCAAGCACAACAGUUUCCAUGGGGAUGACCAGUUCAUCAGUGUGGAGGACCUCUGGAAUUCAUGGAAGAGCUCUAAAGUAUAUAACUGGACCGUGGAUGAGGUGGUGGAAUGGCUGGAAGCCUAUGUGGAGCUCCCGCAGUAUCUGGAAGCUUUUCAUAAAAUGAACUUAAACGGAACUGCCAUGCCCCGCCUGGCUGUGAAGAACUCCACUUUAACAGUGACAGUGUUGAAGAUUCUGGACCGCAGUCACACGCAAAAACUUCAGCUGAAGGCACUGGACACAGUCCUGUUUGGAGCUCCAAUGAUGAACAGUCAUAACCAUUUAAAGGAUUUCAUGCUGGUGGUGUCCAUUGUAAUUGGCAUGGGUGGUUGCUGGUUUGCAUACAUCCAGAACCGCUACUCCAAAGACCACAUGAAGAAGAUGAUGAAGGACCUGGAGGGUUUACAGAGGGCCGAGCAGAGUCUUCAUGACCUGCAGCAAAAGCUGCGGAUUGCCCAAGAGGAGCAUCGUACAGUGGAGGUGGAGAAGGUGAAUCUGGAGCAGAAACUCAGGGAUGAGAUUAACUCUGCCAAACAGGAGGCACAGAGGCUGAGAGAGCUGCGAGAGGGUACAGAAAAUGAGCUCAGCCGACAGAAGUAUGCAGAGGAAGAGCUGGAGCAGGUACGCAUGGCCCUGAAGAAAGCUGAGAAAGAGCUGGAGUCACGCUGCAGCUGGUCUCCUCCUGAAGCUCUACAGAAAUGGCUGCAGCUCACACAUGAGGUGGAGGUACAGUACUACAACAUCAAGAAGCAGAACGCUGAGAAACAACUCCUGGUCGCCAAAGAGGGGGCAGAGAAGAUAAAAAAGAAGAGGAAUACUCUGUUUGGGACGUUUCAUGUGGCGCAUAGUUCCUCACUAGAUGACGUGGAUCACAAAAUACUGGCAGCUAAGCAGGCCCUGGGAGAGGUAACAGCUGCCCUCCGGGAGCGGCUCCAUCGAUGGCAGCAGAUUGAGAUGCUAACAGGCUUCACUUUAGUAAAUAACCCUGGUCUACCCUCCUUGGCUUCGGCCCUGAACCUAGACCCCAGCUUCAUGGGAGGUCGUGCCACGCCCCAGCACUUGGCCAUGUCUGAUGACAUGGAUGAUAUGGAUGAGGACAUUGUGGCACACGGAGGUUUGCAAUGUGCCAACCGGUUUAUGGACCGUCGAGCCAGUGACCUCAGGUCCAUAGGUCCAGACCGCCAGACGUUGCGGAAGUACUCUGCUCCCAGUAUGCUGUCCCUGCGCCAACGGCACAUCGACCCGCAGCUGGCCAUGGGCUCGCAGAGGUUGGUAGAGGGCAGCCACGCGCCUGGGGGCCAGCAGGGAGAGGGUAGCUCAUACCCAUCCUGGUCUAGGUCCAACCUGCGGCAGAAUCGCAGCCAGUCAUUUGGGCAUUUUGAAGCGCUGGGCCUGACCCCAAUCUCCUCAGCUGUUUCGCACCCCUCCAUCAUCUCUGCCUCUUCUUCCUCCUCCCCUGCUUGCUCCUCCUCUUCUUCUGCACCUCAUUCCUCCUUUUUUCACUGGCCUUAUUUCAAGCCAAUGGACCCCAUCCCAGACUUGCCCCCUGAUUCCAUUCCACAGCGGCCCCGCCGCAGUGGCAGCUAUGGGGAUCUGAAUCGUUCUGAUUCGGACUCCUCCCUGUCCGUAUCUCAAACUGGCGAGCAGCUGCGCCUGUCCUACAGUUCUAAGGGGCUCCCCAUCAAGCCCACCUCUCUCCACCAUGGCCCCCUCUCUCGCUCAGAAGAGUCAGCUCAGGCCCAGACCCCCAAUGGGGGCAACCGGGUCCACGACAGUGGGGCAUCACCUGAUGGAGGCCCAGAUAGUCCUAUUCUAAUGAAGAAAAUUUAUGGCAUUGAAAAGUCCGCCAGCAUGAGCGAGAUUAUGUCCAUGUCGGAAUCGUCACGAUCCCUGAGCCCAAACUCCACCGACCCUGACACACCUUCACCCACGGGCCAGCCUGGUAUUCCAGGGGCCAAGGCAGGGAGCCGCAUCCCCCAGCUCUCAUUGAAGAAGAGCCCCCUGGAGGAGGACAGCGGCUCCACAGGUGAAGACACUGACUCGGCCGGCAAAAAGAAGCACACCUUCAAGAUCUUUAAGAAGCAAAAGAAGUAGCGAGUGCUGCAGACUGCUUAAAAGCUGGCGAAGCUUUUUCACCUUCCAUCUGUAGUCCAUUGUUCUAAUGGAUGUGCUGAUGUUUUUUUCCGUUUUUUGUUCUCCGCUGGUCAUGUUAUGGCACAAGCAAAUGCCUUUUCAAGGUUUUUGUAGGUACUCCUUGGGACCUUUUGAGAGCAGUCUCUGUGGGUUUUUGUUGUUUGUUUUUGUUUUCUCUUUCUCUUCAUAGCUUCAUUUUGUUUUUCUGAGAGGAUUAAACUCUGGGGGUGUAAAAGCACUAUUUAUUCUGCAGGAGGCAGUGCCAGUCCUUUUGAGGGAUACUCCUUUCUGGCUAGACUUCUUGUUUUCUUGUAUAAUCCGUAUCGGUUUGCAUGUCUUCACCUUUGUUUGACUGAAAUUCGAAUGCUCUUUGGUGUUUGCUUGGUUCCCCUAUAGUGUAAACACAAAAUGUCAGGUGUUUUGUUUUUGCCAGUCCACUCUUUUGUCAUUUAAGUUAAAAAAAAAAGAACAUUUUAAAGCAACUGUGAGAUCAGUGUAAGUCAGUGGAAAGGGGAAUUGAAAAGGGCUGAAACCAUACUUGUGAAACCCUCCUUGAAUCUGUUGCACUACUGCUGAAUGUUAUUGAAUUGGUUUUGCAGAAAUCAAGAGUACAUGCUGAAACACUCACAUUGACACAGAACCUGCAAGUACCUCCAGGAGUUCAGGGAUUUCUGGGAAGUGGAAACAAUAACAAAAGACUUAGAAGUUUUGGUCCAUUCCAACUCAUACAGCAUAAUGUGGCUUGUGGAUAUGCGCACGAAAAACGAGCCAGAAGUAGUCUUUUGGGACUGAUUUUCCCCAACAGGGACUUUAAAUAAGGUUUUUCAGUUGUCAGCCACCAUUGACAGCAUUUGUGCUAAAUUUAUAUCCAAACCAUGCCUUGUAGACUAGAUAGAUAACCAAUAUGUAUUUUGCGCUUGCUGGUGGCAUUGGUUGCCUUUGAAAGCAGAAAGUGAUUGUAAAGAAUACCAGCUCAAGAAUUUCUGGGGAAAAAAAAUCACGUUUGAAGUGCCAAACCAAAGAUUUUAAAUUUCAUGUAGUUCUCCAAGUGUCAGUUAAAAUGUUGUCAUAACUGGUGAAUCCUGUCAGCUCCCAACGUCCUAACCCCAGCGGAGAGUUGAUUUUAAUAUGUGUAAAAGUUUACAUGAUUGGCUCAAAUAUCUUUCUAAUUGAAAUGCUGAAAUAUUUUGGGGAUUUAUUUCAAGUUCUCAAGGGAGCUGAUGAUGACUAUGUUAAUGCUGCUCUUAAGAUGUAAAAUUCUGUGUAGGUCUUCAUUACUAUCUCUACCACCUGUUGGUCUUCAUAGGCCUGUCUCUGAGGCAGCCUCAGGAUAACUGGAAAUGAUUUUGAUGCUGAAUGUCAUAGUUUUUUUCAUAGUUAAGCAAUGUGUUGAAUUGAGGUUCUUAACUAAGACAUAGAAAGAUUUGGGAAAUAGAACUCAAAUUGGAAUUAUUCUUUUUCUUAAUGGUUAAAGGGACAUUCUGGACAAAUUGGAAAAUUUGCCCACCACUACAUCUGUUUUAAACAUGCUAACUUGCCUCCUGCAGCAGAGAAUAAGGAAAAUAAUCUUCUGAUGUAUCUGCAUCGUUGUUGCAGGUUGCUUACAUCACUGCUAGAAAGCUGUACAUCUUAUUGCAGCUGCAUGGCCUUGUAAAUUAUGAGAGUGGGUUAUUCAAAUGACAGAAAGGACUCUUUAGAUAAGACAUACAAGCUAAAAGCUAAAGGUAGCAGGGUAGAUCAUUGGCUAUCUAGGUACCUUAACUUAGUGUGGUUUCUUUUCUUUGGCUUAAAGGGCAAACAUUUGACUGUACGGUCCAUUUUGUGCUGAGUAAAGAUUUGCUGUUUUUCUUUACAAUUAUCUUGGAGGACUGAGGAAAGAGUUAAACUAAUGUAGUUAUUAGCCUUUAGAUAAGGAUAAUCAGCUGUUGUAUGAAGCCUUAUACGUAGAAAUACGUACUGGGAAUUGUAGUAAGGGAUCACUGAUGAAAAACAUGGAAACGAAUAACAUGAAAUCUUGAAUUUUGUCAAACCAAUGAGGAUGAAUGAUAUAAUGCUAAGAGACAGGAUAUUGCAUAAUGUGACAAAUUACACAGUGAACUUUAGUUCUAGGCUAGAAUGCCCCUUUAAUUUGGUAAAGAAGAGAGAUUAUUACUAUUAAAAGUUCAUCACAUGCUGGCUUGGCUGAUGUCAGCACUCUCCAGAACACUGGGGCAGGAAAAAGAACAAGCACACUUUUUAACAAUGAUGAACAGUGAUGCAGGUGAUUCUGCAUUGACAUGGAGAAGGUUGGCACUAUGCAUUUUUCCUGCAGUUCCCCAUAUUUUUACAACCGCUGUCUUCACUUAUUAGGGUCUCCCAAUCCUGGACUAACCAAAGCAGCACUGCACGAGACACCACCUCCUCUGCUGUGGACUCAUUUCUGUUGUAGAAGAUGGUGUGGGUGUUAAAAAGUCUGCAUUACAAAUGUAUAUCGGUCAGUCUAAAACAGUUAUGCGCUGUUGGUCAAAAUUGUUGAUGCGUCAUUUGUACCUCUUUUGCACGACAAAGCUAUAAAUGAACUUUGCUCUUUGUGAGUGAGUGUGUAUGUGCGUGUGUGCGUGCGUCUGUGCGUCUGUCUGAUUUCAGUAAGCUGCACUUCAUUGCGUUGAUGCAUGUUACCCUGCUGCAAUACCAGUUCGCAGAUUCGGGGAGGGGAGAAGCAGGAGCAUUUUGGGCUCUCUGUCCCACCCCAGCUAUUUCCUACUUAUGUCUCCCUUUGAGCUUCUAUUUAUGAUUAUAUACAUUUGUACAGAAAGAAAUGGGGAAAAAAUUAUUUUGCAUCAUCUGUAGUGUUCAAGACUGUAGUCCAAGUCUUCAAAAUUUUAUGGCACUCCUGCAUGAAAAGCAAUAAACGGUUUUAAAGGAAA
Molecule: messenger RNA, 6128 nt
Organism: Pygocentrus nattereri (red-bellied piranha)
Lineage: Eukaryota; Metazoa; Chordata; Actinopteri; Characiformes; Serrasalmidae
Gene: stim1a
Product: stromal interaction molecule 1a
Exons: 14
Coding region: 769-3183 (804 amino acids)
Biological process (GO): activation of store-operated calcium channel activity; store-operated calcium entry; intracellular calcium ion homeostasis
Cellular component (GO): plasma membrane; endoplasmic reticulum
Molecular function (GO): calcium channel regulator activity; calcium ion binding; protein binding
Source: RefSeq, a predicted model, not a curated record